This is a messenger RNA of Phacochoerus africanus (Common warthog), 5579 nucleotides long. RefSeq names its product class II major histocompatibility complex transactivator (gene CIITA). Gene Ontology annotation, molecular function: protein binding; ATP binding. NCBI's taxonomy places the organism in Eukaryota, Metazoa, Chordata, Mammalia, Artiodactyla, Suidae. The record is from RefSeq and is a predicted model, not a curated record. Gene Ontology annotation, biological process: positive regulation of MHC class I biosynthetic process; positive regulation of transcription by RNA polymerase II; positive regulation of MHC class II biosynthetic process. The transcript has 20 exons. The coding region runs from base 1523 to 4834 and encodes 1103 amino acids.
AGAGGGGCCUUUGGAAAAAGUGAAGUGGCCUGCCCAAGAUGCCUGGAAUGUGAGAGGGCUUUAGGAGCCUGAAGGGUGCUAGAGAGCUGACCAUGGGGGGGGGGGCGUGUCCUUAGCUCUCAGCAUCAAUGGCCUGGCCUGGCCAAUCAUGAGGUCCUCUCUCUGGCAGGUAAACACUGAGGGGUGUUCUCGAAGGAUGGAACCCCUGCCAGACCCACUCUAUCCCUGGAAGCAGGGAAACCAAAGCCAGAGGGCGCCCCCUUGGUGUAGACGCUGAGCCCCAGCUGAUGGCCCAGAGCCAGUCACGUGGGUGGACCCAUGCUGCCCUCGCUUCAGUUUCCUAAUGGUGUUUGGGGGGAAUAAGUGGGGGACAGGGGACAGAGGGUAAGAGAUAGCAUAGCACGGACAUCUGGUACCAGCUAAAGGCAGCCUGGCAGGUUGGAAUCCCAGCUGCACUGUUGGCUGGGUGUGAAGUGACACUGAACGUGCCCCAAACCUCCGAGGCUAUAUUCCUGAGCUGUAAAAUGGGAUUAGGGGGAAACUCUGAUUACAAGACAAAGGUAAGGAAUAAAAGGGUCUAGCGGAGAGCCUGUGCACUGUAGGAACUGAAGAUCAGCACAGGAGCCCAUUAUUACGGUGUCCCAUUGUUGUGUGGCUAGAGGGUGGGACUCCUUUUCUCAGACUGACAUUCCAGGCUUCCUCUGAACCUACAGAUAGAUGACAAGUUUGCCAGCUCUGUUGAAUGCAGCCAGAGCUUGUUGGGGGAGUUUUCCAGGGGCAGGGGGAGAGGGGUCAGAAGUCACCUCGACCCAUCUCCCUUCAAUUCCAGAUGAAGAAAUCCAAGCCUGGGAAAGGAAGUGACCUCCACCAGCUCUCAGGGUGGGUGGAGCAGGUCCAGGACCUCUGGAGGAAGAAGGGUAGGAGAAAGAGCUGCCAGGGGGUGUCUGGUAAUGGGAACUCAGGCUUUCCAGGGCUGAAUUUCCAGCCAGGGCAGGUCCUUGAGGAAUUUUCUCUUCCUCCCCAGGACAUCCAUCUUCCCAGGCUUUCCUCUGAAUGACUGACUCAGAGAGCAAGUCUCUGGGCCCCUGCGCCCUGCAGGGAUGGUUUGCCACCUUCAAGGUGGGGCUGAGCUGGAGAGAAAUUGAGGACCAGCCAGGGGUGGGGAUGAGCUCCCUGUAAACCAGAGCUUUCACAUCAUUUGUCUACCAGCGGGCUGCCUUCCUCCCAAGCCGGGCACUGGCAGUUUCCAGGAGCUGAUUGGACACUCUGCUCCAGGAGUCUCCAGGAAUGCAGGCGUUUCUGAGAAAGCACGUGGUGGGUGCAGCAGAGGGGAGGUUUGGGUGCCCAAACCCCACGCUGCAGAGAGAAAGUGAAAGAGAAAAAGGGCUGCUACAGGGGGCGGAGGUGGGGUGGCCAGGGGACUGCCUGCACCAUACUUGCUGCAGCUCCAGAGCUGGAGGGAGGGAGAAGCCACUGGCAGCGCGGGAGUCCAGGGAGCAGUGGCAGUGGACAGUGCGCCACCAUGGAGUUGGGGCCUCUGGAGGGUGGGUACUUGGAGCUUCUCAACAGCAGUGCCGACCCUCUGCAGCUCUACCACCUCUAUGACCGGAUGGACCUGGCUGGAGAAGAAGAGAUGGAGCUCUGCUCAGAACCUGACACGGACACCAUCAACUGCGAACAGUUCAGCAGGCUGUUGUGUGACAUGGAAGCAGAUGAAGAAACCAGGGAAACUUACGCCAGUAUCGCGGAACUGGACCAGUAUGUUUUUCAAGACUCUCAACUGGAGGGCCUGGGCAAAGACAUUUUCAUUGAGCACAUAGGAUUGGAAGAAAUGAUCAGUGAGAGCGUGGAGGUGCUGGAGGACUCAGGGCGGAAAAAUCAGAAAAGAUCUUUCCCGGAGGAGCUGCCUGCGGAUAUGAAGCACAGGAAGCUAGCCGAGCCCCUCGCCAUGCCCAUGGUGACUGGCACUUUCCUGGUGGGGCCAGUGAGCGACUCCUCAGCUCGACCCUGCCCAUCACCUCCUGCUCUGUUCAACAAGGAAUCAGCACCCAGCCAGACCCAGCUGGAGGACGCUGUCCCAAUGCCCGCGCCCCCUUCAGGUUCCUUGUUGAGCUGCCUGAGUGUCCCGGCUGGAUCCAUCCAGAUCAUCCCCACGCUCUCCACCCUGCCCCAGGGGCUCUGGCACAUCUCAGGGGCUGGGACAGGGGUCUCCAGUAUACUCAUCUACCAAGGUGAGAUGACCCAGGCCAGCCAAGCACCCCCUGUCCAUAGCCUCCCAAAGUCCCCAGACCGGCCUGGCUCCACCAGUCCCUUCGCCCCGUCAGCAGCUGACCUCCCCAGCAUGCCUGAACCAGCCCUGACCUCCCGGGCAAACAUGACAGAGGGCAGUGUGUCCCCCACCCAAUGCUCAGGUGAUCAAGAGGCCUCCAGCAGGCUUCCCAAGUGGCCAGAGACUGUGGAGCAGUUCCACCACUCACUCCGGGACUGGUACCAAGCCAAGCCCGCAGGCCCGGAAGGCAUCCUGGUGGAGGUGGACCUGGUGAGGGUGCGGCUGGAGAGGAGCAGCAGCAAGAGUCAGGAGAGAGAGCUGGCCUCCCUGGACUGGGCAGAGCGGCAGCUGGCCCAAGGGGGUCUGGCGGAGGUGCUGCUGGCCGCUAGCGACCGCCGGGGGCCACGCGAGACGCAGGUGAUCGCCGUGCUCGGCAAAGCAGGACAAGGGAAGAGUCACUGGGCCCAGGCCGUGAGCUGGGCCUGGGCUGACGGCCAGCUGCCACAGUACGACUUUGUCUUCUGCGUCCCCUGCCACUGUUUGGACCGGCCGGGGAACACCUACCGCCUGCAGGAUCUGCUCUUCUCCCUGGGCCCGCAGCCCCUGCCCAUGGACGACGAGGUCUUCAGUUACAUCUUGAGGCGGCCGGACCGCGUUCUGCUCAUCCUGGAUGCCUUCGAGGAGCGCGAAGCCCAGGACGGCUUCGUGCACAGCGCGGGCGGACCCCUGUCCUCAGAACCCCGCUCCCUUCGGGGGCUGCUGGCGGGGCUCCUCCAGCGCAAGCUGCUGCGAGGCUGCACCCUGCUGCUCACGGCCCGGCCCCGGGGCCGCCUGGCCCAGAGCCUGAGCAAGGCCGACGCCUUGUUCGAGGUGGUCGGCUUCUCCGUCCAGCAGGCCGAGACCUACAUGCUGCGCUACUUUGAGUGUCAGGGAGCCCGCGAGCGCCAGAAGAGAGCCCUGGAGCUCCUCCAGGCACAGCCGUUUCUCCUGAGUCACAGCCACAGCCCCUCCAUGUGCCGGGCCGUGUGCCAGCUCUCAGAGGCCCUCCUGGAGCUGGGCGAGGAGGCCGAGCUGCCCUCCACGCUCACCGGCCUCUACAUCGGCCUCCUAGGACCAGCGGCCCGCGAAAGCCCCCCGGGUGCCCUGGUGGGACUGGCCAGACUGGCCUGGGAGCUGGGCCGCCGUCACCACAGCAGCUUGCAGGAGGGCCAGUUCCCAUCGGCAGAGGCCAGGGCCUGGGCUGUGGCCCAAGGCUUGGUGCAGCGCGCCCCAGGGGCCCCGGGGGCCCCUGAGCUGGCCUUCUCCAGCUUCCUCCUGCAGUGCUUCCUGGGGGCCGUGUGGCUGGCUCUGAGCAGCGAGAUCAAGGACAAGGAGCUGCCGCAGUAUUUGGCAUUAACCCCUAGGAAGAAGAGGCCCUAUGACAACUGGUUGGAGGCUGUGCCGCGCUUUCUGGUCGGGCUGGUCUUCCAGCCUCGCGCCCGCUGCCUGGGAGCCCUGGCAGGGCUGGCGGCAGCCACCUUGGCGGACCGGAAGCAGAAGGUGCUCAACAGGUACCUGAAGCGGCUGCAGCCCGGGACCCUACAGGCAGGGCGGCUGCUGGAGCUGCUGCACUGCACGCACGAAGCCCUGGAUUCUGGGCUUUGGCAGCAUGUGCUGCAGGGGCUCCCAACCCAACUCUCCUUCCUGGGCACUCGGCUCACGCCUCCGGACACCCAUGUGCUGGGCAGCGCCUUGGAGGCUGCAGGCCGAGACUUCUCCCUGGACCUCCGCAGCACUGGCAUUGACCCCUCUGGACUGGGGAGCCUCGUGGGACUCAGCUGUGUCACCCAUUUCAGGGCCGCCUUGAGUGACACAGUGGGGCUGUGGGAGUCUCUACAGCAGCGUGGGGAGACCAAGCUACUCCAGGCGCUGGAGGAGAAAUUUACCAUCGAGCCUUUCAAGGCCAAGUCCAUGAAGGAUGUGGAAGACCUGGGCAACCUCGUGCAGAUCCAGAGGACGAGAAGCUCUUCUGAAGACGUGGCUGGGGAACUCCCUGCUGUCCGGGACCUAAAGAAGUUGGAAUUUGCGCUGGGCCCUGUCUUGGGCCCCCAGGCUUUCCCCAAACUGGUGAGGAUCCUUGAGGCCUUUUCUUCCCUGCAGCAUCUGGACCUGGACUCGUUGAGUGAGAACAAGAUCGGGGACGAGGGCGUCGCCCAGCUCUCAGCCACCUUCCCUCAACUGAAGGCCCUGGAGACCCUCAACUUGUCCCAGAACAACAUCUCCGAUGUGGGUGCUUGCCAGCUGGCCAAGGCCCUGCCCUCGCUGGCCACGUCCCUCCUCAGGCUGAGCUUGUACAACAACUGCAUCUGCGAUGUGGGAGCCGAGAGCCUGGCACAUGUGCUUCCAGACAUGGGGUCCCUCCGGGUGCUAGAUGUCCAGUACAACAAGUUCACAGCUGCCGGGGCCCAGCAGCUCGCCGCCAGCCUGAGAAAGUGCCCUCGCAUGGAGACGCUGGCGAUGUGGACACCCACCAUCCCGUUUGGUGUCCAGGAACACCUGCAGCAGCAGGACUCAAGGAUAUCCUGAGAUGACCCAGGCUGCACCCGGGACAAGCACGUUCUCUGAGGACGCUGACCACGCUGGACCCUGACCUGAUCAUCUGUGGACACAGCUCUUCUUAGGCUGUGUCCCGUGAGCUUUGGCGAUCUGGUGCCCAGCCCUGGUGGCUCAGAGUCAGCCCCCACUCUGCUGGGGAAAGGACCCACGGCCUGCUGUGUGGACAGACCCAGGCCCGGCCCCAGGCUCCUUCGGGGCCCAGGUUGUUGUCAGCCUUGCUCAGCCACUGCAGUCCUGGCGACAGGCGGGCACCCAGUGGCAGCUAGGGUCCACCCGGGAGCCCUGAAGCACUCCCUGCAGGACACUGCAGACAGUGGUGGCCAGGUCAGAGUGAGGGAUGUGGCGGCCACAUUACCUGCCCAGGUCCUGCUGGCCGGGGGAGAAAGCACCUCUCCACACUGCUCCCCUGGUGGGGUAAGCUUGGCGCUCAGAAGAUACCAGCCAGCACCCCCCAGCGUGUUGAUUUCCCGAACGGUGACCGAUGGGGGGUCCACGGCAGCUGCCCUCUGCCUCCGGCACCUGCGGGUUUGCACUCACUUUGUUUGCCGAUCCCAAAGCUGGGCCUGGCCAGACACGCUGGACCUUAGCAGGGGAAGAGCCGACAGUACACUACGGGACGAGGGGGGGGUGGCGAGGGUCUGGAACCACAUCCGCCUUCUUGCCUUCACGUCCUGUGUCUUUUUUCACUACAUUAUACAUGGCUUAUUCAGUCUUA